This is a messenger RNA of Dioscorea cayenensis subsp. rotundata (Guinea yam), 1444 nucleotides long. RefSeq names its product NAC domain-containing protein 92-like. NCBI's taxonomy places the organism in Eukaryota, Viridiplantae, Streptophyta, Magnoliopsida, Dioscoreales, Dioscoreaceae. Gene Ontology annotation, biological process: regulation of DNA-templated transcription. Gene Ontology annotation, molecular function: DNA binding. The coding region runs from base 173 to 1282 and encodes 369 amino acids. The transcript is spliced from 4 exons. The record is from RefSeq and is a predicted model, not a curated record.
GGCGUGGUAUUUAACAAAGCUUUCUUUCUCUCUCUUUCUUUACAAACAUUUAUUCAGUUUCUCUAUGUCUUGUUCUUGUUCUUGUUCUUCUUGUUAUCCUUCCCGCCAUAUCAUGUCCUCUGUUUUCACAUGAUCAUAGGUUGUGUUUGUGUAGAAGAGAGACAGAGGAGUAAUGGAGCAUGAAGUUGUUAACAAAGGAGAUGAGGAGCCAUUGGCUUUGCCACCAGGAUUCAGGUUCCAUCCAACUGAUGAAGAACUUAUCACUCACUACCUCUCAAGAAAAGUUAUUGAUGCUAGAUUUGAUGCCAGAGCCAUAGGUGAGGCUGAUUUGAACAAGUGUGAGCCAUGGGAUUUGCCAUGGAGAGCAAAGAUGGGGGAGAAAGAGUGGUACUUUUUCUGUGUGAAAGAUAGGAAGUACCCAACUGGUUUAAGGACAAACAGGGCAACAGAGUCAGGGUACUGGAAGGCAACAGGAAAGGAUAAGGAGAUUUACAGGGGAAAGACCCUUGUUGGGAUGAAGAAGACCCUUGUUUUCUACAGAGGAAGAGCUCCAAAGGGUGAGAAGACUAACUGGGUUAUGCAUGAGUACAGACUUGAGGGAAAGUUCUCUUCUUUCCCAAAGACAGUCAAGAAUGAAUGGGUGAUAUCAAGAGUGUUUCAGAAGAGUAGUAGUAGUAAUUCAGGAGGAGUAGGAGGAGGAAGGAAAGGCAUUGGGGUUAUGGGAAGAGGUGGAGAAGAUGAAACAAUAGUUGUAGGUUCAGGUUCCCCACUACUUCCUCCAUUGUUAGACAUGACUUACAGCAACAACAGCAGCAAGGCCCACGUGACCUGCUUCUCCAAUGGCUUGGAGGGCCAGAAAGGCCAUGAGGACUUCUUAACAGAGGACCUCAACCCUCUUCUCCUCUCUUCUACUGCCAACCCUUCAUCAGUUACCAAUCCUUAUUCAUCCAAGUUACCUCUCCAGCUGAUCCAUUACAACACCACCACCACCACCAACAACAACAACAGUAACAGUAACAGUAACAUUAAUGGUUUGCAGUUUUAUCAAACUGGUGGUGGUGGUGGUGGUAGUAGUAGUAGUUUGGUGCAAUUGCUUGAAAGUAAUGGAUAUUAUGGUAUGAAAGGAAGCUGCAAAACAGAGAGGGAUCAAAUGCUUAGCAUCUCUCAAGAGACUGGUCUCACUUCUGACAUAAACCCUGAGAUCUCUUCUGUUGCUCAAGAGGUCCCUUCUUCUUCAGCUGCUCAUCUUCCUCUCCAUGACUACAUCUGGUCCUAUGAAUAGACUAGACUAGACUAGUUUCUUUUCACUACUUCUUUUUCUCUUAAAAAUUACUGGUUUGUAUAUUAUUAUUAUUAUUAUUAUUCUUACUAUUAUCAUUAUCUGUUUGUAUGUGAGUUUUGUGAACCUCCAAUAAGAUUUGUGAAAGUUAUUAAAUAGAAAUCA